Centropristis striata (black sea bass) is the source of this 5251-nucleotide messenger RNA. It is a transcript of the gene brms1lb, whose product is annotated as BRMS1 like transcriptional repressor b. Gene Ontology annotation, molecular function: histone deacetylase binding. Gene Ontology annotation, cellular component: Sin3-type complex. The transcript has 10 exons. The coding region runs from base 125 to 1099 and encodes 324 amino acids. Lineage: Eukaryota; Metazoa; Chordata; Actinopteri; Perciformes; Serranidae. Gene Ontology annotation, biological process: negative regulation of transcription by RNA polymerase II. The record is from RefSeq and is a predicted model, not a curated record.
CAGCUGUCUAGAUGCGGGCUAGCUAACCGGUUAGCUGUCUGAGGUACAUUUGCCUCUUUAUUCGGGGAAAAAAUAACUAACAUCCCUUCCAACCCCGUUAACACCGGCUCAACUGGAAGUCACCAUGCCGGUUCACUCCCGGGAGAAGAAAGAAAGUAACCACGAAGAAAUGGAGGUGGAUUUUCCCGAGCAAGACGGCAGUAGCACAGACGAGGAGGACACAGUUAGCUCGUCCGUGUCUGAAGAUGGAGACAGCUCGGAGAUGGAUGAUGAGGACUGUGAGAGGAGGAGGAUGGAGUGCCUGGAUGAGAUGACAACCCUGGAGAAACAGUUCACUGACUUAAAGGAGCAAUUGUACAAGGAGCGUCUGAGCCAGGUGGACAUCAAGCUGCAGGAAGUAAUGGCUGGCUGUGCCCAGGAGUACCUGGAACCUUUAGCCAAUUUGCAGGAGAACAUGCAGAUCAGGACCAAAGUUGCAGGGAUCUACAGGGAGCUGUGCUUGGAGUCAGUGAAGAACAAGUACGAAUGUGAGAUCCAGGCUGCCUGCCAACACUGGGAGAGUGAGAAGUUGCUGCUGUUUGACACUGUGCAGAGUGAACUGGAGGAGAAGAUAAGAAGGUUGGAGGAAGACAGACACAGUAUUGACAUUACCUCAGAGUUGUGGAAUGAUGGAUUGCACUCACGGAAAAACAAGAAAAAAGACCCAUUCUGCCCCGUCAAGAAGAAGAAGCCCGUUGUUGUUUCUGGGCCCUAUAUAGUUUACAUGCUGCAGGAUCUUGAUAUUCUCGAAGACUGGACCGCAAUAAGAAAGGCGAUGGCGUCACUGGGGCCACACAGGGUGAAGGUGGACGUCCCUGCAGUCAAGCCUGACAGACAUCACCAUGUGGCGCGCUUCGAGGACGGACGACUUUUCUAUGACAACCAGUGGUACUGCAGGGGACAGGCCAUCUGUAUCAACAGGAAGGAGGAGUACCCGACUAGUGCCAUCAUCACCACCAUCAACAACGACGAGGUGUGGUUCAAGCGACUGGACGGCACCAAGUCAAAGCUGUACAUCUCCCAGCUCCAGAAAGGCAAAUACACUAUUAAGCACUCGUAAAAACACACUUUAACACACAUACUGACCGACAGAUCAUCAUCUCUGCUGUGUUUCUAUUUGUCUCCUUUCUGUCUGGUAUCUUUCUACAUUCUUGCCAUAUGUACAGUGUCACACACACGCACACGCACACACACACACACACACACACACACACACACACACACACACACACAUUUCAGUUCCUCUGUAUAAGUAACAAAAAACAAAUAUCAACUGACCCUUCUAGUAUAAGGAGACGAUCUUCUCUGUAAAUAUGUAUGUAUGUGGAUAUUAUUGACAAGGUCACAAAGUGUCAUUUUCUCUGGAAUGGAGAUCAAAGCAAAGUGCUGCUAAAAGAAAAAAAAAAAAGGGCAAGGAACUGGAGCAGUAGCGAACUUUGAACUGCAGAGCUCAGUCGCGUGCCUUUCUGAGACAAGACGAUGCUGUCCUGAACUACCAAUAUCAAUGCAGUGAAGCCUUACUGAGGACUGAAGCGGGUCAGUGACCGAGUGAGUGAGAAUCCCUGAUCCAGGUGAAGAUGCCGUCAGCAGUGUGUUUGAUUUGCCUCUCUGGAUGCAUCGGUUAGACUUGAAUUUCAUGCUCCAUUGAGCCUAACAAAUCUGUAUCGGGAUCCCCAGGGACCCCAGUUUGAGGAAAUGUCUAAUUUAGUUUUAAAAAAAUUGCACAAGUGUCCAUAUGAAGAAUGAUUUAAUCAAUUUUGAGUAAAUGAUUAUAUUGUGAAGAUAAUGAGGUAAAAUUAUUCUUCAAGAACACCCUGGGGUAUUGUUGAUACCCACUUGGGAAGCCACUGUAUUAAAUGAUCUUUUGAUGUUUUCGUGUAAUUUUACAGCACUAUAUUUUAAAGAGGAAUUUCUGUAUUUUUCAACCUGGACCCUACUAUCCUAGGUUUUUAUGUCUAAGAGAAUAAUGGAGAUAUCAUUUUUUUCAAAUCAGUCCAGUAUUGAUGGAGAGAGCUGCAGCAAGCAGUCAUGAAACAACUAAUAAUGUAAUCGGACGGGGAAACUGUGCAUCAUCAGUCUGCAUCCAUCGAGGCUCAGAUCGGUAUUAUAAGUGUCUGACAACAUUAUGGAAAUCUCCCGUCUUGUUUUUGGAAGACAACAGUGGAGAUGGAGAGAGGAAUGCCUGUGAAUGUUUGUUGUGGUGGAGCACAGAAAGCACAUCUUAGUUUUAUUGAAAAGAUUUUUAUUGAAAUGAAUCUUUGUGUUUGUGCAUCACAGCAGCAAAAUGACAAGCAACACUUCAAUCCUAGACUCCCUUUGUUGGAUACGGACAGGCUGAAGUUGAAGUUGUGGCUACAUUUAGCUGUGCUACCAACACAUACACUGUGCUUUGUAGACUUUGGAUCUGCUGCGACCAUUUUUCACAAGGAUGACUCCUGCCAGCCAAGGAGGAGAAGAAAUCAUUUUAAAUAUCGAGUUCACUACACUCGACAAAAACAAGCCCAUGUUUAGUGGACGUACGUUGGCGGCCCAGAGUCGCUCUGUCUGAUUACUUUAUAGCUUGUUUUACCGCUGCAGACUACAGAGCUCGCUCUCAAUACUGGACCAAUUUAAGAAAUGGUUAUGCCCAGUAUUCACUUGGACACAAACAAAUGGGAAAACAGGAUCCAGGUUGAAAAAUAUCAAAAUCCCCAUUUCAGUUCAAACCAAGGCCAGCCCACAGACUGUGAAUAAGGAUGGAACAAGCAUCUCCGCUUCCUCCCACUGUACAGAAAUGAAGCCAAAAUAUCCUGGAUACGGGUGCCGCAAUCUUAGGCUGCUAACAUCAUUUGAAGCCAGAGCAUGCUCAGUAGUAAUUGGGCAGUGAAGCAGCACUAUCAAGGUCCAGCAGGAAUGUGUCCUUGUUAGCAUUUUUGCACUUCCGGUUCACUCGUCUCAUAAAGCAGGUUUUUUAAUGGGUUUGUGGUUAGCUGCGCGAAAUAAGGUUUGAGAUUAACGCAAGCUAAAAGGGAUGGUUUGGAGUUUUCAGUUGGGGUUGUAUGAGAUACUUACCCACAGUCAAUGUAUACCUGCAGUAGAUGAUGUUCUGCACGUUGCCAGUUUGGAGAACCAGAUGUGUUUAAGACAGGUAACAAACGGUUGUAAUUUAUCCACCUAAAGAAAGGCCCAUCUUAAAAAUGUUAUAACCGUUAAUGUGUACUAUGUAUUUACAAUAUGUCCACGAUUUUUCUUGCUCCCCGCAGCCAUUUCAUUGGGCACUACUUUUUCUCAACCGUAGAACUUCCAUGUUCCUACGCAUAAGCACAUUUAUAUUCUUUGUGCACUGCCCCAUAUCCGCUGUUUUGGUAAGAAUAUGGUUGAGUUCUAUUGUUGAGAAAAAGUAGCGCCAAAUGAAACGGCUGUGGAUAGCAACAAAAAUCAGUGGAAAUUUUCUAAAUAUACCAUACACAUAAACAAGUAUAUAUAACAUUUUAGGGUGGGCCUUUGUUGAGGUGGUUAAAAUACAUUUUGUUGCAUCUUCUCUGCAGCAAUACAUUCAUUUGUUUCCUGCCUUGAUCGCGCUUCUGGUUCUCCAAACUGGGACCGCGUAGACCAUCAUCUACUGUAGGUAAGCACUUCAUACAACCCCAGUUCACAAAUCCAAACCAUCCCUUAAAGAGAUUUUCACGUUUUGUAAAUUGUGGUAAAUCUCCUUUUUCAAAUCAAGUAAUUAAAACCAAAAUUGUCAGAAAAAUGAACACAUUAACCACCAGUGUGAUAGAAACCUAAAAUUACAGAAAACAUCUUUUUAUUUGACGUGUACCAUGUCCCAUCCCUUAACACUAUCCUGCAGCCAGCCACCACGGGGUGAAUAAGAUGUUUUGGAUGUUUAGUGAUCUGUCAUGUUGUCCAUCGUUGUAUACAGUCUAUGGACCAGCCCCAUGCACGAAGAAAAACAAAAGCCUCAAACUGUAUUUGAAGCAUAUAGUAAUGGGAGGUGCUCUGUAUAUAGAGAUGACUGUGUGUUUCGUCUUCACUCCACUGUGAUUCUUCCCUCUGUCUCUUAUCAUGUUGCCAUGUGUCUGAUAGUGCCUACUGUAGAACUUGACAUUGAAAGCAGGAUCCAGGCCUACGAUGCUCCACUCCACAGGUGUGAACUGCGUCUUUGCCUGUGGUGGUGGUGGGCCCGUAAUGGCCUCAAAUUUGUAAUUCAUAGUGCCAUUUCUUCCAUAUUUUUGUCUUUAUUCAGCCCAUUUGUGUGUGCUGAAAGGAUUUGUUAUCAUAAGUCCUGCAGUGUAAAUGUUAUACUUGAAGAAUCUUAAGUAGUUCCCAUUCUCUGUAUUCUCUUCUUGUCUGUGUUCCUCCCUUUCAAUUGUCACUUUUCUUUCCUUAUUUCCCUGUUGGUAAAGAUGACCCUAAACACUGAUGAAUUAAAGGGCCAGUAUGUAGGGUUUAGGGGGACACCGGUCAUUUCACAAGGGUUGUUGCUCUAAAAAAAUGAGCUGCUGAUAUACAGACAUCUCUUUCACAGUGUAAGUCUAUGGGAAAAGUAUUAUUGUGCCCCAUUGGAGCACACAGGGACCCUUAAAUUUUAAUUCCAGGGAUUGUCCGCUAUGUCAAAUUGGCUUCGGCCUGCUGGUCUUUCUGGGGACUUGCUUCCAUGGAAAAACGAUGCCAUGUUGCACUUCUGUGUUUCUACAGAUGCCCAGAAGAGGCAAACAGCGACCGCAGGUUCUUCUACAUGCUUAGAAAGGGAGGGAUGUUCAGUGUUUGUAUCAUACCUCACCGCUAGAUUCCAUUAAAUCCUGCACACUGGCCCUUUAACAGUAUAAUGAGAAAGGAAGAUAAUGGGAUUUUUGUUUGUGUACAAUCCGUCCAGUCGAACCUUCUGCGUUAGUGUAAAUUAUGCUUGAUUCAAUGAAGGGGAUCUUGCUUUGUGUUGUAUUUACGGUGCUUUAUAUUUUCAGCAUUGCAUACAUAUUUCAAAGUAUUACCUGCCAACAGUAUUAUAAAAAAGAGAGGUGCUUGAAACCUUAUAUCAUCAACAUAAAGUGUCUGUGAAGCCCAAUGUGGCAUCAAUUGAAUAGAACUUUUAAUAGUUUGUUUCUGAUUUGUUUUUACCUUUUUAUGCAUUCUGCUUUCUUUCCACAUUUGAGGUGAAAGGAAAAACAUGUGACAUUGUGCCAAUGCAUGUACAGCUGAUUAAAGAUUUUGUUUGUAUCAUUUGAAAAGA